AUGUCGGUUGAAUACGCCAUGAUGGCCCCUCAGGAGGCCACUCGCCAGGACAAGCGCGUGAACUCGGCCCUCAACUUUACCCUUCUCAUCGUUGCUCUCAUCAUCUCCGUCGUUGCCGUCAGCCUGGCCGGUGUCGCUACGAGCGAGAUCGAGAGCGCCAAUGGCCGCAUUGACACCCUGUUUCAUCAAGCUGCCGUCGCCACCUCUUCCACCACCCGCACCGUUGGCAUCAACUCGGUCAUCACUGGCCACCCUGCCUGCGCUGAUGAUUUUGAAGCGUGCUUCAAUCUGAUUGAUGCCACCACCAAGUUCGUCACCAACAACCUCACCAUGGACAACUUGACCGAUCUUGCUACCCCAAAGGUCAAGACCGCUCUCCUUGACGCGGAUGGCAACAUUCUCGGCAAGUCUGAGGGUGCUGCCGACAUUUCGCUGCCCGAGUCCACCGACGACUGCUUUCUCCUCCGUCACAGCAUCUGCUACAUGCACAAAGAGGGCAAGCUCGCCACCUUCACCGUCGUUGACUUUGUCAACGACAACAGCGUUCAGAUGCGCCGCCGCAACUUUGCCUCUGGCUUCAAGCAGGGUGCCGAGACGGGCGCAGCAGGUGCCUCGUUUGGCGGUGAAGUUGGUGGGCCGGUUGGCGCUGCGAUUGGUGGCGGCAUUGGCUUUGCGGUUGGCUACUAUGACGGCUAUUAA
Messenger RNA from Monosiga brevicollis MX1, 699 nucleotides. RefSeq lists its product as uncharacterized. The coding region runs from base 1 to 699 and encodes 232 amino acids. NCBI's taxonomy places the organism in Eukaryota, Choanoflagellata, Craspedida, Salpingoecidae. The transcript is spliced from 2 exons. The record is from RefSeq and is a predicted model, not a curated record.